AUGUCUGAAACAUCAGCUUGCCCUCUUAAUGAUUUCUUUGAUAUAGAUGAAGAAAAUAACUUAGAUGAGAUAAAAAAGGAAGAUACACAAAUAUAUAAUGGAAAUUUUUUAACUUAUAUUUAUAAGCAACUUGAAUGCUGUUGCUUAAAUUUUUUUGAUGAAUUAGAUAAAAAAAAUAAAAGGAAAAAUAUUACAUUAAAAAAAAAUUAUAUAGAAGAUUACAAUAAAAAUAGAAAAAAUAUAUGUGAAUUUAGUGUAUUUGAUAAAAUACUUAAAAAAAAUGGAGAUUUAAUUACAGAAGUUCCUCUAGAUUCAAAAUAUUUUAAUCCUCAUGCAGAUUGGUGUGAAUGCAUUCAUGAAUUAGAGGUAGAAUUAAAUAAUGAAGAAGUGGAAUUUUGCAUUUUUCAUUUUUUUUUGAAGAUGUAUAGAUCUGAAUCAAGGGAUAAAGAUUUACUUCUAUCUAUUAUAUUAGAAUGUUUAUAUUCCAAAAAAGAUUUUAAAAAAGAGUAUUAUGGCCAAAGAGGAGAUUUCAAAUUUUUAAAAGAAAUAAAAAAUAUAGAAACUAGUAACUUUAAAGAAUCUUUAAAUGAAUUAGUAAACAUAAUUGAAAAUACGAAUUUUAUUGAAUGUAAUAGGAAUAAGGAGGUGAAAACUAAUGGAAGUAAAAAAAAUAACGAGAAAUUUUAUUUUAAAUUAUAUAUUAUUAUAAAAAUAAAAUAUUCUUAUGGGAUUUACAUAUUUAAUUGUGAUGAUACAUAUGAUAUAGUUGUUAUUGAUUGCAAUACCUUUAAUAAGAAUAAGCCAAAAAUAAUGAGUUUUUUUUCAAUGAGAAAAUUUAUAUCCUUUCUAAAUAAUAUUUAUUCAAUUAAUUUUAGUGGUGAAAAUACAUAUGGAUCAUUUCCUAUAAUAGUCUACGAAUCAAGAGAAUGUUACGCGUCAUCACAUAAGCACCUUUCUCUUAAAUCAAGUGUGUGUAAAAAAAAAAAAAAAUCAAAAAAAAGAAAUAUUUUAAAUAAAAGAUCAACAGAAGAAAACAAUGAAGAGGACUAUGAAAAUGAACAUAAUAAUGAUAAUGAUGAUGAUGAUAAUGAUGAUGAUGAUAAUGAUGAAGAAGAUGAUGAUGAAGAAGACAUUGAUGAUGAAGAUGAUGAUGAUGAAGACAUUGAUGAUGAUAAUGAUGAAGAACAAAAUAAAUAUGAAGUAAAAGAUUAA
Plasmodium gallinaceum is the source of this 1212-nucleotide messenger RNA. RefSeq names its product conserved Plasmodium protein, unknown function. The transcript has 2 exons. The record is from RefSeq and is a predicted model, not a curated record. Bases 1 to 1212 code for a protein of 403 amino acids. NCBI's taxonomy places the organism in Eukaryota, Apicomplexa, Aconoidasida, Haemosporida, Plasmodiidae.